AUGCGUUUGUCGCUUGAAUCUCUGACGGCCGCCCUGGCCUGUCUCUCCACUGCAUACGCACUCCAGAUUCCCCCCGAUACUCCGCUCUCCGAAUUGAUCUCCUCCGCCAAAGCGCAACUGGCCAAGGGCUCACCUCGAGAUGCCUUGGUUUACUUCGAUGCCGCCGUCGCACGCGAUCCGACCAACUACAUCACCCUCUAUCAAAGAGGCGCCGCACAUCUGUCGAUUGGCAAGAAUUCUCAGGCCUCAGACGACUUCAAUCGCGUGUUGGAACUGAAGCCCGAUUUCGAGGGCGCUCUUCUACAACUAUCUCGUUUGAAGGCACGGUCCGCGCACUGGAAAGAAGCCUUGCAUGACCUCGAGCGUGCAGGGAAGAAGUCGUCCCCUGAAUACCGAGAACUGGAGGAGGCGCGAGAUGCGGCAGGUCAGGCCUUUGAGGCCGAAAAGAAAGGUGACUGGGAAACUUGCAUUGCGCAGGCCGGGGUAGCCAUCAUGAAAGCAAAUAUGGAUCUUUCUCUUCGGCAAACACGAGCACAUUGUCGCUUUGAGCGAGGCGACGUGGAAGAAGGCAUCAGUGACCUCGCGCAUGUCCUACAGAUAUCCCCGAAAUUGGUGGAACCGCAUUUGCAAAUGUCAUCAAUGCUGUUCUACGCGCUAGGUGAUAGUGAUCGAGGCCUGGCACAGAUCCGCAAGUGUCUCCACACAGAUCCGGAUUCAAAGCCUUGCAAUCGUCUCUAUAAGCGCGAACGACAAUUAUCGAAGACUUUGGGCAAAUUGCAUAGCGCCCUGGAGGCGCGUAAGUUCAGCAAUGCUGUAAAGCUCAUGGUCGGGGACGCUGAUGAAAACGGGUUAAUCACCAAUGUGAAGGACGACGUUGCAGAGGCGAGAGAGUCAGGUCACAUCCACCAUGCCGCUUCAAACAAUCUAUAUGUCUUCCUAGUUGAGAAGACUUGCGAGGCAUACCGCGAGAUGCGCAUGCUCAAGAAGGCUGGACCUUUUUGUGCUGAAUCGAUUCAAUUGGUUCCGCACUCUCUUCAUGGUCUUCUGUACCGCGCCCAGGCUGAACUGGACAAGGAUGAAUUCGAGGAUGCUGUGCGCACGCUGAGCACCGCUAAGGAGCACCACCCGCACUCCCAAGAGGUUCAAUCUCUACUUCAGAAAGCCCAGGCUCUUCUCAAACGGUCCAAGCAAAAAGAUUACUACAAGGUCCUCGGGGUCAGUCGUGAUGCAGAUGAGCGAACUCUCAAGCGUGCUUAUCGUCAGCUGACCAAGCAACACCACCCGGACAAGGCCAACGCCCAGGGUGUGUCCAAGGAGGAUGCAGAGAAGAAGAUGGCCGCCAUUAAUGAGGCUUAUGAGGUCCUGUCUGAUCCAGAAUUACGGACCCGAUACGACAAUGGCGACGAUCCCAACGAUCCCGGGUCGCAACAGCGCGGCCAUGGAUUCCACGGGUCACCUUUUGGUCAGGGCGGCGGGCAGCAAUUCUUCUUUCAGCAGGGCGGAUCGCAGUUCAAGUUCUCCGGCCAGGGAUUCCCUAACUUCGCCGGUGGUGGCUUUCCGUUCCGCUAG
Penicillium argentinense is the source of this 1569-nucleotide messenger RNA. RefSeq names its product DnaJ and TPR domain protein. Gene Ontology annotation, cellular component: endoplasmic reticulum. The coding region runs from base 1 to 1569 and encodes 522 amino acids. NCBI's taxonomy places the organism in Eukaryota, Fungi, Ascomycota, Eurotiomycetes, Eurotiales, Aspergillaceae. The transcript has 2 exons. Gene Ontology annotation, biological process: protein folding in endoplasmic reticulum. Gene Ontology annotation, molecular function: misfolded protein binding; protein-folding chaperone binding. The record is from RefSeq and is a predicted model, not a curated record.